Messenger RNA from Canis lupus familiaris (dog), 2774 nucleotides. RefSeq names its product adhesion molecule with Ig like domain 2 (gene AMIGO2). Lineage: Eukaryota; Metazoa; Chordata; Mammalia; Carnivora; Canidae. Gene Ontology annotation, biological process: brain development. The transcript has 2 exons. The record is from RefSeq and is a predicted model, not a curated record. Bases 300 to 1865 code for a protein of 521 amino acids. Gene Ontology annotation, molecular function: protein binding.
UGUCGCCGAGCCGGCGAGGACCCACGGAGCCGCCCGAGAGGUCCCUGCGCCCCGGGGGCGCCGCCGCCGCCGCCGCCGCCAACUCCCCAAAGUUGAGAGCCAGCGAGAGGCUGCCGCCCGCCGGGAGCCGGAGGGAAAGGAGCUCGGGAGAUGCGGGAGUGACGGGCAGACGCGGACAGACGCCGGACCCUCGGAGGACACCCCCGUCUCGGCCUCUCCCCGAGGCUUCUCAGCCCCGUUCCCUGGUGGGAGGCUGAGCUGGUGGAGAGGCGCCGGGAAGAGCCUCGGAGGCGACCAUAAUGUCUUUGCGUCUACACACGCGGCCCACCCCGCCUGGAGUUGUCACCCCGGGCUGCAGGGAGCUGCUGUGUUUGUUGGUGAUCACGGCGACCGUGAGCCGCGGCGCCUCCGGGGUGUGCCCCACCGCUUGCAUCUGUGCCACGGACAUCGUGAGCUGCACCAACAGAAACCUGUCCAAGGUACCCGGGAACCUUUUCAGACUGAUCAAGAGACUGGAUCUGAGCUACAACCGGAUCGGGCUUCUGGAUUCGGAGUGGAUCCCGGUGUCGUUGGCCAAGCUGAACACCCUCAUUAUUCGUCAUAACAACAUCACCAGCAUUUCCGCGGGCAGUUUUUCCACGACUCCAAAUUUGAAGUGUCUUGACUUAUCCUCCAAUAAGCUGAAGACGGUGAAAAGCGCCGUGUUCCAAGAGCUGAAGGUCCUGGAAGUGCUCCUGCUGUACAACAACCACAUUUCCUAUCUGGAUCCCUCAGCGUUUGGAGGACUCUCCCAGUUGCAAAAACUCUACUUAAGUGGAAACUUUCUUACGCAGUUUCCCAUGGAUUUGUAUGUUGGGAGGUUCAAGCUGGCAGAACUGAUGUUUCUAGAUGUUUCCUAUAACCGGAUCCUCUCCCUGCCCAUGCACCACAUUAAUCUAGUGCCGGGGAAACAGCUGAGGGGCAUCUACCUUCAUGGAAACCCGUUUGUCUGUGACUGUUCCCUUUCUUCAUUGCUGAUCUUUUGGUACCGAAGGCACUUUAGCCCGGUGAUGGAUUUUAAGAACGAUUAUACCUGUCGCCUGUGGUCCGACCCCAGGCACUCCCAUCAGGUGCCUCUGCUCCAGGAUGGCUUUCUGAAUUGCACGGACAGUGUCAUCAAUGGCUCCUUCCGGGCCCUCGGCUUUAUUCAUGAGGCUCAAGUCGGGGAAAGGCUGAUUGUCCCCUGUGACAGCAAGACUGGUGAUGGAAAUACCGAUUUCGUCUGGGUGGGUCCAGACAACCGACUGCUGGAACCCGAGAAAGAGCUGGAGAACUUCCACGUGUUUCGCAACGGAAGCCUGGUUAUAGAAAACCCUCGUUUUGAGGACGCCGGAGUGUAUUCCUGCAUCGCGAUGAACAGGCAGCGCCUGCUAAACGAGACCGUGGAUGUCACAAUCAACGUGAGCAAUUUCACCGUGAACAGGUCCCACGCCCACGAGGCCUUUAACACAGCCUUUACCACCCUUGCGGCCUGCGUGGCCAGCAUCGUCUUGGUCCUUUUGUACCUCUAUCUGACGCCGUGUCCCUGCAAGUGUAAAACCAAGAGACAGAAAAACAUUCUCCACCAAAGCGACGCCCAUUCAUCUAUUCUCAACCCCGGCCCGGCCAGCGAUGCCCCCGCUGACGACCGGAAGGCAGGGGCCGGUAAAAGGGUGGUGUUUUUGGAACCCCUGAAGGAUACCGCAGCGGGGCAGAAUGGGAAAGUCAGGCUCUUUCCCAGUGAGCCGGUCAUAGCUGAGGGCAUCCUCAAGUCCACCCGGGUGAAAUCCGACUCCGAUUCGGUCAAUUCCGUCUUCUCGGACACACCCUUCGUGGCCACCACUUAAGCCUGUGCCUGUCACCUGCGUGGCCUAGUAGUUUCAUCACUCCAUGCUUCACUUUCUGUGCCGCCUGCAAAACCAACAGCAGGACACACAUGGCGUGGCUUUGUUUCUGGAAAUGCAACCAAGUGGCCUCUUUGGCUGGUUAAUAGGCAAUGUGGUAAGGGGCACUUUGGUUCCUCACCAGGCGAACGCCGGAUGGAGGACGAUGGGCUUGUCUUCCAGAGUUUCAGUUCUAGGCCACAGUAUCUUAGUCUUUAGCACCACUGAUCAUUUCGAAGCUGGCCUGGAGGGGACAUUGUCCUUGGUAUUCAGGAUUCUUGAAAGAAAACAUGAGCUUUAUGUAUUGGUCUUCCUUAAAAAGAGACCUUACUAACUUCUUAGGUCCAAAGUUCUCUUUAAGAAAAGCGUUAGGGUCCUAUUUCGUUUUUAAAAGACGUAAAAGGAAAAAAAUAAAAAGAUAAAAAAAUAAAAUAAAAAAAUAAAAGACGUAGAAGGAAGAACCAAGCAGCACUUCUAAAGCACAAAGUAAGGUUAGAUUUGGGAAUAAUUUGGCUAAUUUCAUCACUUGAGACCACAGUAAACAGACUACACUGAGAAAAUUUGCCGGGUAAUGCCACUUCCCAUAUGGUGUUAGAUAAAUAGUGCAAUAAAGGUACAUUUGUUUGUCUUCGUUCUGUACAUUUCUUAUCCUGGUACAAAAGAUCUUACUGAAAGUCACCAUUAUUUGUUGCCAUAAAUACGUAGAUGUCAAUACCAAAAUGUCUGAGUAACUUCUUAAACCUUCGUUCUAGCUAAUAUUUGUUCAUAUGCUCGUGUAUAUGUAAAUCAAGUGAUAUGAACUAUUGAAUAGAUCCUACUGUAUUGUGCUUUGGACAUUUGAAUUAAUGGAAAUAUAUGUAUUCUGUGACUUGA